Messenger RNA from Cydia strobilella, 1169 nucleotides. Its product is annotated as acidic mammalian chitinase-like. The transcript has 9 exons. The coding region runs from base 1 to 1164 and encodes 387 amino acids. Gene Ontology annotation, molecular function: chitinase activity; chitin binding. The record is from RefSeq and is a predicted model, not a curated record. Gene Ontology annotation, biological process: chitin catabolic process; carbohydrate metabolic process. Gene Ontology annotation, cellular component: extracellular region. NCBI's taxonomy places the organism in Eukaryota, Metazoa, Arthropoda, Insecta, Lepidoptera, Tortricidae.
AUGAAGGUUUUACUAGUUUGCGCGUUAUUGUGCGUCGCCGGUAGCCUGGCUGCUGCGAGCGGCGUAGUGGUCUGCUACUACGGUACAUGGGCCAACGAGAGGACCGGAAGCGGCCGCUUCGGCGUGAGCGACAUGCCCACAGAUCUCUGCACGCAUAUCGUAUAUUCCUUCCUCUUACUUAACGGAACCACGGGAGGCAUUAUUGCCCCUGAAGAAACUACUAACGACGGAAAGAGUAAUGCUGUUGCUGACCUCAUUGCGUUAAAAGAGAAGAAUGCCGAUUUGAAAAUCAUGGUUGCUCUUGGUGGUUGGAAUGAAGGCUCAACAAACUUCACAGCGGUUGUCAACGACGAUACUUUGAGGGCAAAGCUGGUCAGUAACUUGUAUAACUAUAUUGACUCCCACGGCUUCGAUGGUUUGGACGCGGACUGGGAGUACCCUGGACAAAGAGGUGGAGCAGACACUGACAAGGAAAAGUUCGUGGCUUUCCUCAAGGAGUUGAAGGAAGCUUUCGCAGCGAAAUCUUAUCUGUUGACCGCCGCCGUCGCCGUUACCCAGUCAAACAUCGAUUUGUCCUACAACGUCACCGAACUUAAUGAAUACCUGGACCACAUCAACCUGAUGUGUUACGACUACCACGGCUCUUGGGAUACUGCGACUGGAGUAAACGCACCUCUAUACGCUCAGUUAACUGACGACGACUCCUCAGUUUUAAAUGUCAACCACUCCGUUAACGUCUGGAUCAACAACGGCGCGAGUCCCUCCAAGCUGGUGUUGGGUCUGGGAGCGUAUGGAAAGACCUUUACCCUAACCAAUCUGAGCGACACUUCAACCGGGGCGCCGAUCUCUGGAGUCGGGGCAGCCGGCCCUUACGUCGCAGAAGCUGGAGUUUAUAGUUACUAUGAGAUUUGCGAAGACCAACAGAACAACUCCGCUGAAUGGAGCAUCACCGAGGUGGAUGGCAACUACGUGUAUGCCAACAAGGACCUCUUCUGGGUCGGCUACGACAACCCUAGCACUAUUAAGGCUAAGGCACAAUAUGCCAAAACCAUGGGCCUGGGAGGCAUCAUGUACUGGGCCGUAGACUUGGAUGACUUCAGUGGCCUCUGCGGAAAGAAGUUCCCUCUCAUCAAAGCGGGCAUUGCUGGAUAUAACUCUGCUUAACUUAA